Messenger RNA from Fraxinus pennsylvanica, 1245 nucleotides. NCBI's taxonomy places the organism in Eukaryota, Viridiplantae, Streptophyta, Magnoliopsida, Lamiales, Oleaceae. The record is from the annotation of a GenBank genome assembly.
AUGUCGGAUUUUUUGCCUGAAGGAAUCACCAUCAACAUCCUCAAAAGAUUGCCCAUCAAGCCCCUUAUCUGCUGCAUGUGCGUUUCAAGAUCAUGGUACACUCUAAUCACCAGCCCAGAAUUUAUUGCUACUCAUCUCAAUUUCGCCAUUGCUAGCAAUGAAGGCUCCCCUCUGCUUUUACUUAGGCGCUGCAUUAAAAAAACUGAGCGCUAUGAUUUGUAUUGUGAUAAUCUAUUGUUUGAUCGACAUUUUACACUUGAUUUCCCCUUUAGAAGUAUAAACCCAUUUUUCACAAUCAUUGGUAGCUGCAACGGGUUGUUAUGUCUUUCUGAUGAUCGAGUAUUUUAUAUGAACACUAUAAUUAUUUGGAACCCUUGUGUUAAAAAGUCGGUUCUUCUUCCGAAACCAAAUAUGGUAUAUAAUUCAUAUGGAAGUUUUAUGCAAUCUUUUGGAUUCGGAUUCGACCCCAUUUCCAAGGACUAUAAGGUAGUGAGGAUUACAUAUACUGAUUUUAAUGGGCGCCUGCCCCAGAUUGAGCUUUAUAGGUUGAGCAUGGGGGUGUGGGAAGACAUUAGUCAUUUGGCCCUUAAGUACAUUAUACAUAAUAGGUCGCGCCAGAUUUAUAUAAAUGGGGUGACUCAUUGGAUUGCUCGAUACUUGGAUGGUAAUGAUUUGAUUUUGUCAUUUGAUAUGCGUGAUGAGGUAUUCGGUGAGAUGAUAUUACCGGCUCGUCUGGCUAAAGAUGAUUCUCAAAAAUGUAAGGAAUUGGUGAUCUUUAGGGAAUCACUUGCUCUUGUUAUGUGUGAUGAAUCCAGGGUCGAAUAUUGUGUAUGGGUGAUGAAGGAAUAUGGGGACGUGGAGUCUUGGACUAAACCAUUUAAUGUUAACUUACAGGAUUUUGGCAGAGGAUUUAUGAAGCCGUUAUGGGUUAGAAAAGAUGGUGAAGUGUUAAUGGUUACAAAGGAUGGCUGUUUGGUUUCUUGUGAUUCUGGUGCACAAGUUAAUUAUCUUGAUGUCCCUAGCUGUAGAUCCGAGGAAUAUCUAUGCUCUGUUCAUGUUGACAGUUUCUUGAAGAGUGUGGCUCUUCUAGAGAAAGGGCCUGAUUUUAGUGAUGCAAUCACUUUCAGCAAAUUGCCAUCUUUGCAGAAUGAUGAUCGUGGUUCUGAUGGUAACUGUGGAAGCCAUUACAAGCGUAGCGAUGAAGUUAAUCCGAGCAUAGGAAAAGAUAACCGAUUCCAUGCAUAA